UUUUUAUCUGUUCAUAACUUGGGUCGUUUUAAGGGGAAAAACAGAAGUGUAAAAAUCAGAGACAAAUUGAGCUAAUUUCUCUCAUUAAGUCUUCAAUUUCGCAUCAAAGAAUUUGAAAUUUUAUUUUUUCUGUAAAUUUCCAUGGAAGUAUUAAGAUAGGCCAAAAUGUUUGUGACUUUGAGCUUCAACGUGAAAAUAGUGUAAAUAAAUGAGGGGGGGAAAGAAAAACUUUCUACUAAAAUUACCAUAAUAAAUUACUUCUAAUUGCAUCCUCUAGACCAAGACAACAAUAAUUAAUCAAUUACAAUUCAUAUUAUUUAUUUAUUAUUAUUACAGCCAAAAAUACAAAUCGGACCUGCCCGCUUGUGUUCCAGAUCAAAGUCCCGAUCUUUCUCAAAAACCCACCCAUCUUCCUCCGGUGUCCUUUUCUCGGUGCCGAUCACUUCUCCCGUCGACUCUUCUCCGGCGAAGCCCAAUCUCGUAACCAUCCUGAUUUCCACUCUGUCUUCGUCUACCAGGUGAGACAUUUGUCAAAAUGUCUGGGCAAAACCAGCGCUUGAAUGUCGUUCCUACUGUUACUAUGCUUGGAGUUAUGAAAGCUCGCCUGAUAGGUGCAACAAGGGGCCAUGCAUUGCUGAAGAAGAAAAGUGAUGCUUUAACUGUUCAGUUCCGACAGAUUCUGAAGAAAAUUGUGUCCACAAAGGAGUCCAUGGGUGAAAUUCUGAAAAGUUCCUAUUUCACUUUGACGGAAGCCAAGUAUGCAGCUGGUGACAACAUCAAGCACGUGGUUCUCGAAAAUGUUCAGAGUGCCUCUGUUAGAGUUAGAUCACAGCAAAACAACAUUGCUGGUGUGAAGCUCCCCGUGUUUAAGCAUUACACUGAUGGAGAAACGAAAAAUGACCUGACUGGGUUGGGAAGGGGUGGACAACAGGUGCAGGCUUGCCGUAAUGCGUAUGUCAAAGCUAUUGAAGUGCUUGUUGAGCUUGCGUCACUCCAGACUUCAUUCUUGACUCUCGAUGAGGCAAUCAAGACGACGAAUCGUAGGGUUAAUGCUCUGGAGAAUGUUGUGAAGCCACGUAUAGAGAACACAAUAAGUUACAUUAAGGGAGAGCUUGACGAGUUAGAAAGAGAGGAUUUCUUUAGGCUGAAGAAGAUACAGGGUUACAAGAAGAAAGAGAUCGAGAGACAGGUUGCAGCUGCCAAGGCAUAUGCGCAGGAAAAAGUUGCUGAGGAGAUUGCUUUGAAGGAAGGUGUUUCAUUUGAAACAGCCAACAACAUGUUAACCCAAGGUUCGCAGAAAGACGAGGACAUCAUUUUCUGAUAUGGAGGUCCAUUUAGUUCUUGCAAUUAUAUGAUGCCUGCUUCUUUUGUUUUAAUGUUUGUUCGAUGAGCUAGGGAUUAGUUAUUAUUGUUCAACAAGCUACACUUAGUAUUUUGAAUAAGAGCUUGCUGAUGUUUGUAUUUAUUAAAUUUCUGAAUUGGAUCCAGGCUCUAUAUGCUGUAAACUAAGAGAGCUUUGUCUGUCUCAAUUUCUACCCGGUUUAAGCUUUCCAUUUGUUCAUCGUGACGAUUGUAAAAUGAAAUGUCAAUGGCAGUUUCGUUCUUUUUCCAUAUUCCCCUUGUGCUCUUCUUGUUAUGAAGCAUUUCUCUAGGUUUUCA
This is a messenger RNA of Oldenlandia corymbosa var. corymbosa, 1659 nucleotides long. Lineage: Eukaryota; Viridiplantae; Streptophyta; Magnoliopsida; Gentianales; Rubiaceae. The record is from the annotation of a GenBank genome assembly.